Sorghum bicolor (sorghum) is the source of this 2136-nucleotide messenger RNA. Its product is annotated as cytochrome P450 71A1. NCBI's taxonomy places the organism in Eukaryota, Viridiplantae, Streptophyta, Magnoliopsida, Poales, Poaceae. The coding region runs from base 76 to 1644 and encodes 522 amino acids. Gene Ontology annotation, molecular function: oxidoreductase activity, acting on paired donors, with incorporation or reduction of molecular oxygen; heme binding; monooxygenase activity. The record is from RefSeq and is a predicted model, not a curated record. The transcript has 2 exons.
AUCUCUCAUCUUAUGAUAAAUAGAUGUCCCAUCAGUGCACACGAAUUGGUACACUGCCUGUGCACCUGAUCAGACAUGGAUGCCUCACCGUUCCUUGCACUGGUGCUCAUUGCCGCACUCUCCCUCCUGCUCCUUUUCGCCAUCAGGAAGCCGUCUCACAACCGCGGAGAUGCCCGGCGUCGUCUACCUCCGACGCCGCCGGGCCUUCCCGUCGUCGGUCACCUUCCCUUUCUUGGCUCCCUGCCUCACCGCAAGCUUCGAUCGAUGGCCGCGUCGUACGGCCCCGUCAUGCUCGUCCGCUUCGGCCGCGUGCCCACCGUGGUGGCCUCCUCGGCGGCCGCGGCGCAGGAGGUGAUGAAGACCCGCGACCUGGCCUACGCAAGCCGCCCCAGGAUGCGCAUGGUGGAGCGCCUCGCCUACGGCCGCGACCUGGCCUUCGCCCCCUACGGCGAGCACUGGCGACAGGCUCGCCGCGUCUGCGUGCUCCACCUCCUCAGCCAGCGCCGCGUCAGCUCGUUCCGCCAUGACCGGGAGCAGGAGGCCGCCGCGCUGGUCGACCGCGUCCGCAGAGCAGGUGCCCGGGACGGCGCCGUCAACCUCACCGCCCUCCUCAUCUCCUACACCAACGGCAUCAUCUGCCGCGCCGCGUUCGGCGACGACGGCAGCUCCUGGAAUUACGGCGGCGAGAAGCUCUCGAAGCUCUUCGCCGACUUCGAGGAGCUGAUUGGCGCGGUCACCGUGGGCGAGUUCGUGCCGUGGCUGGCGUGGAUCGACACGCUCAUGGGGCUGGACGCCAAGGUGACGCGCACCUACCAAGAGAUGGGCGCCCUGCUCGACCGGGUCAUCGACGACCACCGGCAGAGGCGCCGUGCCGGGGGCUGCCGGAAGGACGGCGAUCACCGGGACUUCGUAGAUGUGCUCUUGGACGUGAACGAGGCUGCGGAGGAGGAGAACGACACGGACGCCGCCCGUGGAGUCAUGUUUGACAACGGCUCCAUCAAGGCCAUUAUCAGGAACAUGUUCGCCGCCGGCACCGACACGACGUACACGACGCUGGUUUGGGCCAUGGCGGAGCUCAUCAACCACCCAGACGAGAUGCGCAAGGUCCAGGACGAGAUCCGCGCGGCCGUCGCCGUCGCCGGCGGCGACCUCGUCGUCACCGAGGACCACCUGGAGAAGCUGCGGUACCUCAAGUGCGUCAUCAAGGAGACGCUCCGGCUGCACACGCCGGUGCCACUCCUGCUGCCCCAUGAGACGAUAGAGGACACUGAGCUGCUCGGCUACCAUGUCCCAGCGCGCACCCGCGUGGCCGUCAAUGCCUGGGCGAUCGCACGGGACCCCGCGACGUGGGAGCGCGCCGAGGAGUUCGUGCCGGAGCGGUUCGCCGGCGACGACCUCAGUACGGACUACUUGCCCGGGCAGGACUUGAGGUUCGUGCCGUUCGGCGCAGGGAGGAGAGGAUGCCCAGGGGUGGGGUUCGCUGUGCCAACCUUGGACCUGGCGUUGGCGAGCUUGCUGUACCACUUCGACUGGGAGCUGCCGACCGCCGCGGGGUCCAAGCUGGAGAUGGACGAGGUGAGCGGGCUAUCCGUACGGCUCAAGGCGACCCUGUAUUUGGUUGCUAAACCAUGGGCUCCUCGGUAAGAUCACACAGCUAGCCUAGCGUGCAGUGGUUUGUCUGAAUGCAUGACGACUGACUAAGUACAAGAAAUAAGUUAGAUGUGUCAAAUGAAAGGCAUAAGAAUCUGUGUCUAGGGCGCUUAUUAGCUUCCAGAGGUGAGGUUUUAGUCCGUGAGGAGAGAGUAAAAUAAAUUACUCGUUCGUUUGGCUGAUAAGCCAUGACAGAAAGUACUGUUGGCUGAUUUGUUGCGAGAGAAAAAUACUGCUGAAUGACUAACAGAUUCGGCUGCUGAUAAACUCAAGCGAAUAGUACGGUGAGCGCAGAUUCCCCACUCCAAUUCAUGGAGUGGUUGAUUCCCCACUAGGCAGAUUCCUCACACUCAUCAGACUUCUUGCGGAAAGCAUAUGUAUUCCAAUUCCUCGCAAGAUUGUCUUUUGUAAGAAUUAUUAUCUCCUUAGCUUCUCCUUCUACCUAGUUUGUUAUUAUAAAUCUUUUAGGGGUGAACAAUGGCAUCU